Corythoichthys intestinalis (scribbled pipefish) is the source of this 2122-nucleotide messenger RNA. It is a transcript of the gene dtx4a, whose product is annotated as deltex 4, E3 ubiquitin ligase a. The record is from RefSeq and is a predicted model, not a curated record. The transcript is spliced from 10 exons. NCBI's taxonomy places the organism in Eukaryota, Metazoa, Chordata, Actinopteri, Syngnathiformes, Syngnathidae. Gene Ontology annotation, biological process: Notch signaling pathway; protein ubiquitination. Gene Ontology annotation, cellular component: nucleoplasm. Gene Ontology annotation, molecular function: ubiquitin protein ligase activity.
AUGAAAAGAGACGUAGCCUACGUUUCUCAAUGCCUGCAUCACGCUGAACCUCAUCAAGUAUCAACCAGACUACAAAGCCAUCAGCAACACCAUGCAGCACCCGAAGUCGCAUUCAUGGCACUUCGCCGCAGUUUUUACGAGCCGACGUCGGCGCCCGGCCGGGGAUGGCCGCGGGAGUGGUAGAACGACGUCGGUAGCCCGACGGCGUACGACACGGAAGCGUGCGCCGCCAUUCAACCGUCAACAACCUCGGCCGGACCUCGCCCCUCUGGGCCUCUGCUACCUCAUCGACUUCGGGAGCUUGACUCCAAUCGAAAAACGGCGCGCCGUUUUGCCGUACCACUUAGUAUCGGGGCCUCUGCCCGGAUCCCGGGCGCCCGCGUCGGGGCCUCGUCCCGGCGGCGCCGAUGUUUCCGCGAGGCCGAACGGGAUCGGAGGAGCCGAUGGGAGCGGGUACCCCGGCGGGGCGGUCAACGAUUGCCUCUUUGGGGACGGCCCGCGCCUGCCGGCGGUGCGCACCGCUCCUCGGCGUCGAGGCGGAGACGCUUUCCAGCGCUCGGACUCUGGGUCGCCGACCGCCGCGGACUACGGUCCCGUGCCGAACGGUCACCUGAUCCACGCGGUGGCCUUCUCGCCGACACUCCCUCGAUUGCCCUCGAUCUCGCCCUCCCUUCACGGGACAUCGGGCCGCCCGGGGAUGGGAAAUCCGGUUUUCGCGCACCCGCUCUCCCUCCUCGACUUGGCCGCCGCCCUGUCCCUCAACUCGGGCCGUCCGUCGCCCCUGUCGCUUCCCCCUCCAUAUGUCAUAUAAUUAAAGAAAAUGUGUCCUCUUCAAAAUAUACAACUGUUAGCAUGAGCAUAAGAGAGGAUUUUGUCAAAGUGUCAGGUGAGAGUGCAUCCGGCCAGAUGGGCGCGCCUGCUGUUGCCCACGUCAGAAAAUCAAAAGCCCCUUCUGAAGAAAAGUCACAGAAGGCUGUCGCACCAGUUGCUCCGCCGCCAUCUCGGCCGAGCGCGCAAAGGUGUCGCUUUGAUCGCCUUACGCGCUAUAAAAGAGCGACGUGCCACAAAUCACGCCGCCGUUCAAUUCAGCUAUCGGAGCGGGAGUGGUCGUAUUUUCCUCCUCGGUCGAUCAACCAAAUAUUCUUGGAGAUGACCGUCAUCAGAAGCGGCAGACCGGUCCCGACGGUUCCCGUCAAGAACCCGAACGGCUCCGGUCCCGUUCGCCCCGCUCUCGCCGGGAUAACCUGCAUCCUGAUGAGCGCGGCGGGGCUUCCCGUGUGCCUGACGCGCCCCCCCGAGCCGGCGCUCCACCCGCCUCCGGUCAACGAGAGCGACAUCGAACCCGUGCAGGGGCUGGGCCACUGCUGUCGCAAAAGCACCACCGAGAAGCAGGCCCGCAAAGGUCGAAGUUCCGAGGAGGUGGUCGAGAGGCACCUUCAGAAAGUCCGCAAUCCCCCUGAAGAGGACUGCACCAUUUGCACGGAGGUACUGGCCGGCCCUUCGGGCUACGAGGGUCCCGGCGGCGUGUCUCGGGCCGAAUCGGCGCGCCGUCUGGCUCGGUGCGGCCACCGGUACCAUCUGCGGUGCCCGGUGGCCAUGUACGACAACGGCAACAAGGACGGCAGCUUGAGAUGUGCCACGCGCGAGACCGUCUCCGGCGUGAAAACCGGCAACCAGCCGCCCGGCAAGAUGGAAUACCACGUCAUCCCCCACUCGCUCCCCGGGCACCCCGACUGCAAAACCGUCCGCAUUAUUUACAAUAUUCCUCCCGGCAUUCAGGGGCCGGAGCACCCCAACCCCGGCAAAGUCUUCACGGCCCGCGGCUUCCCGAGACACUGCUACCUCCCGGACAGCGAGAAAGGCCGAAAGGUUCUGAGGCUUCUCCUGGUAGCGUGGGACCGCCGCCUCAUCUUCUCGGUAGGCACGUCCGUCACCACGGGCGAGUCGGACACGGUCAUCUGGAACGAGGCGCACCACAAGACCGAGUUCGGCUCCAACCUGACGGGCCGCGGCUACCCCGACCCGGGACACCUGGACAACGUUUUGGAGGAGCUCGAGGCUCAGGGCGUCGCCGAGGACCGACGUCUUCCCGGGGAACGCGCCUAGCGUGGCGUGGCGUGGC